Messenger RNA from Acanthisitta chloris (rifleman), 2812 nucleotides. RefSeq names its product leucyl-tRNA synthetase 2, mitochondrial (gene LARS2). The record is from RefSeq and is a predicted model, not a curated record. Gene Ontology annotation, cellular component: mitochondrion. Bases 1 to 2715 code for a protein of 904 amino acids. The transcript has 20 exons. Gene Ontology annotation, molecular function: aminoacyl-tRNA deacylase activity; ATP binding; leucine-tRNA ligase activity. Gene Ontology annotation, biological process: mitochondrial translation; leucyl-tRNA aminoacylation. NCBI's taxonomy places the organism in Eukaryota, Metazoa, Chordata, Aves, Passeriformes, Acanthisittidae.
AUGCAGUCGGUUUGUCAGAGAGUUGGCACUUGUUCCUCAUGUUUGAAGAGACAACUGAACGGCUUCCUGGGAUUAAGGAAAUGGCAGAGAAGGCUGGUUCCUGCUGGUGUGAGAACUAUUUACAGUGAGACGGGGAAAUGGGAAAAGAGCUAUGGGUUGGAGACAAGAAAAAGAGUUGAAAAUUGGUGGCUGCCAAGAAUAAAGGAUCAGUUCUGCAGAAUUUCAGAAACUGAUAAAUCAAGACCAAAAUUUUAUGUGCUUUCUAUGUUCCCAUAUCCUUCUGGGAAGCUUCACAUGGGCCAUGUUCGUGUCUACACCAUCAGUGACGCUAUAGCUCGGUUCCAGAAAAUGAGAGGGAUGCAGGUGAUAAAUCCAAUGGGAUGGGAUGCAUUUGGUUUACCAGCAGAAAAUGCUGCAGUUGAACAUGGGCUUCACCCUGCAAGCUGGACACGAAGUAAUAUUCAACACAUGAGGGAACAAUUCGAUGCACUAGGUCUGUCUUUUACAUGGGAAAGGGAGGUAACCACUUGCUUACCAGAGUACUACAAAUGGACACAAUAUCUCUUUCUCAAGCUUUUUGAAGCUGGAAUAGUGUAUCAAAAAGAGGCCUUGGUUAAUUGGGAUCCAGUGGAUCAGACUGUUCUAGCUAAUGAACAAGUGGAUGACAAUGGUUGCUCAUGGCGUUCAGGAGCAAAAGUGGAACAGAAAUACCUCAAACAGUGGUUUAUCAAAACAACUGCUUAUGCAAAGGCUAUGUUUGAUGCUUUGUCCAAUCUCCCUGAGUGGUAUGGUAUUAAAGAAAUGCAAGCAAAUUGGAUAGGUGACUGCACUGGUUGCUUUCUUGACUUCUUGCUAAAGGUUAAUGGUAAAGUAACAGGAGAGAAGCUAGCAGCUUACACCUAUACGCCUGAAGCCAUUUAUGGAGCUUCCCAUUUAUAUGUCUUACCAACUCACAGACUGCUACAUGGGAAUAGCAGUCUCAGGGAAGUCCUUCAGAGGGAGUUCAUCCCAGGAAAAGACUCACUCACUUCAGUGACAGCUGUGAAUUUGCUUACCAAUCAGGAGAUUCCUGUAGUCAUCUCAGCAAAAACCAAUUUUGAUAAUUUUCUUGAUACUAAAAUAGGAAUUCCUAGUACUAGUGCAGAAGAUGCUGCAGUAGCUAAGAAUCUGGGAAUUUCUUUCACUGAAGUCAUUGAGACAUUGCCAAAUGGUUUGGAGAAGGUCAUUAAUUCUGCAGAGAUCACAGGCAUGACUCGGCAAGAGGCUUUAAAAGCUGUUACUCAGCAGGCCAAAAAUAAAAGAAUAGGUGGGGACCUAACGAGUGACAAAUUAAGAGACUGGUUAAUAUCUCGACAGCGAUACUGGGGAACACCUAUUCCAGUCAUUCACUGCCACACAUGUGGCACUGUGCCCGUACCUUAUGAAGACCUACCUGUGGUGUUGCCCAAUGUAACCACCUUCACAGGAAAGGGAGCCUCACCUUUAGAAAGUGCUCCAGAAUGGGUGAACUGUUCCUGCCCAAGGUGUAAGGCAGCAGCGCGGCGAGAAGUCGAUACCAUGGAUACAUUUGUUGAUUCUGCUUGGUACUACUUGAGGUACACUGACCCUCACAACACAGACAGGCCGUUUAAUAGUGACUUAGCAGACUACUGGAUGCCUGUGGAUUUGUACAUCGGAGGAAAGGAGCAUGCAGUCAUGCACUUAUUCUAUGCAAGGUUUUUCAGCCAUUUUUGCCACAAUCUGAAGAUGACAAAACACAAGGAGCCUUUCCAUAAGCUCUUGGUUCAAGGUCUUAUCAAGAAUCAGACAUUCAGACUAACAACAACGGGCCAGUGUUUGAAGAGAGAGGAGGUUGAUCUCACUGGAACUGAACCAGUUCACCUAAAAACUGGUGAGAAACUCGAAGUCACUUGGGAAAAAAUGAGCAAAUCUAAGUACAAUGGAAUAGACCCUGAAGAAGCAGUGAAAGAAUAUGGCAUUGACACCCUACGUCUUUACAUUCUCUUUGCUGCUCCUCCAGAGCAAGACAUUUUGUGGGAUGCUAAAACUGAUGCGAUACCAGGCGUUCAGAGAUGGCAGACACGCAUCUGGGCACUUGUCACCAAACUCAUCGAAGCCAGGGCUUCAGGAACCAUGCCCAAUCCUGAGCUUCUGAGUAAGAAAGAGAAGGCUGAAGCCAGAAAGAUCUGGGAGCACAAGAAUCUGGUGAUUUCUGAGGUAACCGAAUACUUCACGACAGAUCAUUUGUUCAAUGCAGCUAUUUCCCGAUUGAUGAGCCUCACUAAUAUACUCCAUCAAGCUUCUCGGCCUCUUGUUCUCCACAGCACGGAAUUUGAAGAUGCUUUGGCUUCACUCUGCGUUAUGGUUGCACCUAUGGCACCGCACAUUGCAUCAGAGAUGUGGAAAGGUUUGGCACAUGUGCAGAAUAAACUUUGUCCUCAGCAUCACUGGGAUGUUGAUGUACUGCAUCAGUCCUGGCCCAAAGUAGACCCAGAAUACCUUCAGCCUUCAGAUGUUGUGGAGAUGUCUGUACUGAUCAAUAACAAAGUUUGUGGCAAAGUGUUUGUGCCUCAGCAAGCAGCUCGCAAUUGUGAACAAGUCCACGAGCUAGUUCUUCAAAGUGAGCUUGGAGUCAAGCAUCUCCAGGGACGAACCAUUAAAAAGGCCUUUCUGUCUCCCAGAACUGCCCUUAUCAACUUCUUAGUGCAAGAAUAGCAAAGGCUCUGCUGGAACUGGAAUCUUUUGAGGUGAAGCGAAUAAAAAAAUGCCAGUUAUGGUUAUUUAAAUCUCAUGUAAAGGUGGGAAAGAAAUG